UCUGCCAUUUCCAGUCUGGAUCCUGACAUCAUGAGGACUCUUUUGAUUUUGUUUAUUUUAAUUAAUUUGGACCAAGGAUACUGCACAGAAACACGCGACCAAGUUCUAUCAAUCACCCCAAAAACACAGGAACAAGUGGACAUCGUGAGGAAUGUGUCCACCCAAUAUAUGACAACCUUAUGGCAGCCUGUUUCACAUCAGUACAUCAAAGAAGAGAUGCAAGUCCACCUGUUUGUUCCUGUAAAUAGCUCAGAGGCUGUCAAGGAUCUGCUACAGAAACACGCCAUAACCCACGAGGUUUUACUGGCCAACGCCAAUGAGUUGAUCGAAAUGCAGACAAAAAAAGACUCCACACACCCACGAAGCAGCUCAACUUUCUACGAUAAUUAUCACAGUCUGGAGGAUAUCUAUGAUUGGAUAAACAUGACCUCACAGGAAAACCCCACCAUGAUCAGAGCCAUUCUCAUUGGCUCCUCAUAUGAAAAGCAACCACUGUACAUUCUAAAGUUGUCUGUGAAUAAUAGACCAAAUAAGAAAGCAAUAUGGAUUGACUGUGGGAUCCAUGCCAGAGAGUGGAUUUCUCCUGCUUUCUGCUUAUGGUUUGUACACUAUUCUUUGUCAUUUUACAAGCACAACCAAGACAUUACUAACAUACUGGAUAACAUGGAUGUCUACGUCCUGCCUGUUAUGAACCCUGAUGGAUACCAGUACACGUGGACAACAAACAGGAUGUGGAGGAAGAACCGCUCUGUCAGCAGGAGCAGCACUUGCGUUGGAGUCGACCUCAACAGAAACUUUGAUGCCAACUGGUGCACGGAGGGAGCCUCUCAUGAGCCCUGCACUGAGAUCUACUGCGGUGCGUUCCCCGAGUCCGAGCCAGAGUCGCAGGCCGUUGCCAACUUCCUGCGUAGUCACAAGGACACGGUUCAGCUCUACCUCAGCAUCCACUCCUACUCUCAGAUGCUGCUCUUCCCAUACUCCUGCACCUUGGAUGAAGCAGAGAACCACAAAGACCUGCUUGAGAUGGCCCAAGAAGCUGCCCAGAAAAUCAGAAGAUAUUAUAGGAACAACUAUAAAUAUGGUGCUGGAGCAAGGACAAUAUACCUGGCCCCCGGUGGUUCUGACGACUGGGCCUACAACCUCGGCAUCAAAUACUCCUUCACAUUUGAGCUCCAGGACCGUGGGAAUUAUGGCUUCCUUCUGCCGCCAUCUCACAUUUCCAAGGCCUGCAAUGAGGCUCUGACUGCUGUGAAGACCAUUGCUCUCAAGGUUAUAGAGAAAACGCAGGCACCAACAGAUUCUCCUCAAACUGCCUAAGCAGUUACGCCUGCCAUAAGGGUUGAAGUUCAAUAUGUUUUGCCAUUUUUGUGAAUGAAACCUAGAGUUUUUGUAAUAUUGCUAAAAGAUCAGCUAGCCUGUAAGAGCUGAAGUCACAGUACAAUGGGUUAGGAAUAUUCAGAUUGACAUUCAUGGUAUUUUUUUUGCAAUAAGGAGAUAUGUUUUGUAAAGUGAUUUCUCUAAUACUGUAUAUAUUAUGGGUGUCUAUUUUGCAGAGAUUCUUUUGACUGUUUGCAUAUACCUUAAACAUACACGUAUAAAUUGUGUAGAAAAUGGCUGCAUUUUAUUGAUCAAGAAAAAUUUGUGGC
This is a messenger RNA of Xiphias gladius (swordfish), 1646 nucleotides long. It is a transcript of the gene cpb2, whose product is annotated as carboxypeptidase B2 (plasma). Bases 31 to 1317 code for a protein of 428 amino acids. Gene Ontology annotation, molecular function: zinc ion binding; metallocarboxypeptidase activity. Lineage: Eukaryota; Metazoa; Chordata; Actinopteri; Istiophoriformes; Xiphiidae. Gene Ontology annotation, biological process: proteolysis; fibrinolysis. The transcript is spliced from 11 exons. The record is from RefSeq and is a predicted model, not a curated record.